GGUCAUUAAAAGCCUCAUCGUUUUGAAUAAUUCAGGUUAAAUUGGUUAACUCUUAUUAGAAGUACCAAGGAACUUUUAAUAUGUUCAAGUUUAUUGCUUUUUGUGUUUUUCUAGUAGUUAUUGAAGCCUUUCCAGUCGAACAGAAUGAUGAUGAAAGUUUUGCCCUUGAAAAUCCAGAUUUGAUUGAGGGGGACAUAAUUCCCGAUGAUGAAGACGAUUAUGAUCGAAACGCGAUUGCGAGUUCAAAGAAACUGUGGCCGAAAGGAAAAAUUCCAUACGUGAUUUCUUCAUCCCUAAGUGACAAAACAGAAAAUAUCAUAAAUGCCAUGAAACAUAUUGAAAGUCAAACCUGCAUUCGUUUUGUGAAGCGCACUAAAGAAGCAAAUUACGUCAGAAUAUAUAAAGGAAGUGGCUGCAAAUCGAAAAUUGGAAUGGCUGGAAAAGCCCAAGAUCUUUCCCUUGGCGAAGGCUGCCACAAGUCUGGAACAAUUAUCCAUGAAUUAGCUCAUGCUAUCGGAUUUUUUCACGAACAAACUCGUUCUGACAGAGAUGAUUACAUCGCUAUUCACUGGAAUAACAUUCAGAAAGGUCAUGAAGCUCAAUUUGAGAAAAGAAAGCCUUCGGAAAAUAAACUUCUAACUCCAUAUGACUAUGAGUCGGUGACACACUACGACGGUUUGGCUUUUAGCAAGGACAAGCCCGGUAACCUCAUGACGAUGACACCAAAGAAAAAAGGAGUGGUUUUGCAGAAAACAAGUGAAAAGGUCCUCAGUAAAGAUGAUAUUAAAAGAAUUAAAUUGCUUUACAAAUGCUGAAUAUUGUAAAACACUUUCAAAAUAAAGACAUUUGAAAGUUGAAAAUAAGUGAAUUUA
Molecule: messenger RNA, 872 nt
Organism: Uloborus diversus
Lineage: Eukaryota; Metazoa; Arthropoda; Arachnida; Araneae; Uloboridae
Product: astacin-like metalloprotease toxin 5
Exons: 6
Coding region: 81-815 (244 amino acids)
Biological process (GO): proteolysis
Molecular function (GO): metalloendopeptidase activity; zinc ion binding
Source: RefSeq, a predicted model, not a curated record